AUGGCCAGGCCAGGAGACCCCACUGUCCGUCCUCUGGACACCUGCGCCGUGGCCUUCUCCAUCGACAACAUGGACCAAGAGCUCGACCGUCUCUCCAUGCAUGGCAUGGUGGCCUGGCUGGGGGGGAACCGACCGGUGGUGGAGCCGGACGUCAUCAAGAGGGCCAUCUGCCACCAGUUUCCGAUUCGUCCGGAGGAUGUCACCGUCGUCAGGCACGCCCCUAAAGACUUCUUCAUCGACUUCAAGCACCGGCACCACCGCGACGAGGCUGUGGCACAGGGGACCUUCCCCUAUCGCAACCUCGACAUCCACACAAGGCCGUGGCAGCUGGUCACGCACGGCGACAUCUGCGACCUCAAGUACCGCGUUCGCCUGUGCCUAGAGGGCAUUUCCCUUCACGCCUGGAACGAGAGCAUCGCCAGAGCCUGCGACCUGGACUACGUCGAGAAGGCUUCGCUGGACCGCGCCGACACCAGGGCACUCUGUGUCUGGGCCUGGACGUACAACCUGUCCAACAUUCCAAAGGCGCCCAAGGACUGCGAGCGGGAGCGUUCGGAGUCCAGGCACGGUGGCCGUCGACACCGGAGCCUCGAACAUGGGGGUCGUCGUCACCCACUGGACGACGUCGCUGCUGGCCAAGGCACCCGCCUAUCUGCCCCAAGCGACGCUGCUGGCCAUGGUGCAAACGUGACGGCUCGGCAGCUACUCGCGAAGCCCGCUGAUCCUGGUCGCUCGGGGAUGUACAGUGCAGAACCAGGGGUCGCAGUUGCCCCCGUCAGCGACCACGACAACACGACACAGCAGCGAUCACACCUCGCUGCUGAAAGCCGCUUUCGCACGGGACGAGUCUACUCCAGGCGGCCGUGUGUCCCCCACACACACCGGAAGCAGGCACAACCAACAGGAAGCACCCAGGGUCUAGUGCGCCAGCCCAGCCCGCCACAGCGAUGCAAGAGGCCCCCGGUCCUGGCACGCAGUAGCGUGCGCAUCGCGGCCAUGAACUGGCCAAGGGGUGACACUCAGGUGAAGGCCAGGCAAGUGCUUAUGAAAAGGCUUGGCAUCCUCGACGUCGAAGGUCUCAGCCAUGACGAGGCGCUGUUGUGCUACUUCAACCUGUUCAAGGGACCACUCACCGACAACGCCGUGAAGGCGCUGACGGCGUUGUGUGGCCUCGACGCGGCGGCAGCAUUGCCCACUACGCACGCCUAG
This is a messenger RNA of Miscanthus lutarioriparius, 1209 nucleotides long. The record is from the annotation of a GenBank genome assembly. NCBI's taxonomy places the organism in Eukaryota, Viridiplantae, Streptophyta, Magnoliopsida, Poales, Poaceae.